Molecule: messenger RNA, 860 nt
Organism: Camellia sinensis
Lineage: Eukaryota; Viridiplantae; Streptophyta; Magnoliopsida; Ericales; Theaceae
Source: RefSeq, a predicted model, not a curated record
CCUCUUACAUGCAACGACACAGGUGCCUUCAAAAGCCCCCCAACUCAUUUUUGGUAGAGAGAGAAAGAAAAACAGUUAGAGAGAGAGAGAGAGAGAGAGAGAUGGAUCACAUAGCAGCAGCUGAAGAGCAAAUUGCAACAGAGAGAUUUAGGAGAAAACUAAACGAAGUUACCACAGCCGCCGAAACCCAACUCUCUGGUGUCCAAGAUCACGUCAAUUUCACUCUUCAGCAAGCGUAUUUCAGAUGCGCGUACGAGUGUUUUGACAGAAGGAGAACGCAAGAUGAGAUUAACAAUUGCGUGGAGAAUUGCAGUGUCCCAGUUCUCAAAGCCCAGAAUUUGGUUGAGACUGAGAUGGCUAAAUUUCAAGAAAGGUUGAAUAGGUCUCUGAUGGUCUGCCAAGACAAAUUUGAUGCAGCCAAGACCCAACAGAUCGGAAGUGAUGCCCUGAAGGGUUUGGAGUCAUGUGUUGACCAGUCAGUCCAAGAUAGCAUCAAGACGUUGCCACAUAUUGUUGGAAGAUUGAAGGCUUCUCUCUCCAUCAGCGAAUAAAACAUGACAUGACCUGAUCUGCAGUGACAAUGGAGGCUGAAAGACAAAAAAGAACCAUAUGCUACUUGGUUUGACAAACUACAGAAUGUGGUACCAAUUGGUAGGACAUUUUUUUUGUAAUGAGGCAAACUGAUGAAUUCUACCUUCUGGUGUUGGAUUUCAUUUCAUUCGUAACCAGAAAAGGGAACAUGGGUUGCAAAUUUUGGCUUACAUGUGAUAUUAGUUAAAUCGAUUAUUGCUAUAAAUUAUUUCUAGAGCAGUGGCUACACCUGAAUUUGUGAUGAAUAAAUCGGAUUAUCCUCUUGCACA